Drosophila sulfurigaster albostrigata is the source of this 2201-nucleotide messenger RNA. RefSeq names its product ubiquitin domain-containing protein 1. Gene Ontology annotation, molecular function: protein binding. NCBI's taxonomy places the organism in Eukaryota, Metazoa, Arthropoda, Insecta, Diptera, Drosophilidae. The coding region runs from base 154 to 915 and encodes 253 amino acids. The transcript has 4 exons. The record is from RefSeq and is a predicted model, not a curated record.
AGUACAAGUUACUCACAUUGCCUUAAAAUUUUUGUAUGUCGCGUUGUUCGGCUGUUGCUCGUGUAAAAUUUGUUAAAAUUACACAAACGCACACUCCGCAGCCGUAGAAACAAUUCUUGAUGUGAGUACAAAACAACACCAGAGCCAGCAACAAUGGGAGCCUGUGUAUGUCGCAUGAAUCCCGACAAUGAGACCAUGAGCGUCUCAUCAGCGAGCGCCUCUCGUCCGGCCAGCGCAGGCAUUCCAAUGGGAGGUGCAACGCGCAAAAAUCGCCCACUGUGCCAUGAGACAAUUAAAUGGCGCUCCGAUGUGCCAUUAACUGAAGGCCAAUUGCGUUCGAAGCGGGACGAGUUUUGGGACACGGCUCCCGCCUUUGAUGGCCGCAAGGAGAUUUGGGAUGCACUCAGAGCCGCCACAAAUGCAGCCGAGGGCCUUGAUUUCCAAAUGGCCCAAGCCAUUUUAGACGGCGCCAAUGUAUCCGUGCCUAAUGGGUACCUCACAGAGUGUUACGAUGAGCUCGGUACACAGUAUAAGGUGCCAAUUUAUUGUCUAUCAUAUCCCAUAAACAUUGUGAAAGAGGAGAACGGACGCGAUUCACCAGCUGAAUACUCAGAGCCUGUGGAUGGAGGCACCGAACUCAUUCUCAAGCUGCGCAUAUCAUCGACCAUGACUGAUGUUAAACUGCCGGUAUACUCAAAGGAUACAGUGGGACAGUGCAAGAAAAAGCUACAGGCCACGGAGGGUGUGGAUGCAUGUUGCCAACGUUGGUUCUACAGCGGCAAGCUGUUGGGGGACAAGGUUCCCAUUGAUGAGUGCAGCAUACACCAAGGAUACGUCGUACAGGUCAUUGUUAAUACGGAACAUUACAAUCACGACAACAGCACGAGUAUCGUUCACAUGUCACUUGGGAGCUAGCAACGCACCAACUUUAGUAAACUAGUCAGCAUAGGUAACAACAACAGCAACAAGUUAUAUCAACGGCAACAGCAGCAAUUGUCAAGUGGCAGCAGAAGCAUCAUUCUUAACAUCAAAUGCAGAUGCAACAAUUAUAACAAUAUUAACAACAAUGUCAUAUACUCAGGCAACAGCACAAGGAACUUUAUUGUAAAGCACAAAGAGCCGCAGCAACAACAAAUUCAACGACAGCAGCAGCAACAACAACAACAACAGCAGCAACAGCUAACGUAUUGCAUUUAUAAAAAUGAAAAAUUGCAACAAAACAAAAAAAAUAUUACUGCUGUCACUUGCACAAUGCUGAUUGUUGACAGACAUUUUGUAUUGUUUUUGUGGCUGCUCGCCCUGUUUGUUGCUGUGGUUAUUGUUGCAAUGCUUUUGUAAUAUACACAUAUACACAAUUCAGAGCAAAAAACAAAUUAAACGAGGAAUGCUUAUAAAUAUAAAUUUAUUUAUAUAUAAGAAUAUAUAUAUGUAUGUGUAUAUAUAUAUAGACAUAUAUAUGAAUAUAUAUUUUUUUGAUAAUAAUUUAACAGUCCUUAUAAAGCAUUAUUUAUAUAUAAGCAAACGCUGUAUUGAGGAAAGAGAAUAUUCAAAAUACGCGCAUGAAAUUCACAGUUGGAAGGAAGUCAAAUAAACAAAUGUACAUUAUUUCAUGGAAUCAAAAAGAAAAUACAGCAAAAACAAACAGAUCUAUAACAUCAAAAUAACAAGAAAUGCAUAAUAAUUACAAAACUGUUUAUUAACUAAUUAUAAGCGAAUCUUGCAAAAACAUUUGUAUGUGUUGUGUAAAAACAUGAACAAACAAAAACAAGCAAACAAAGAACUGUAGUAUUGGGUUGUAAAUGAACAGCAACAAGCAAAUUUUCAAAAAUACUACAUCAACUUUUGAUACAUGAGAGCAUAAAUAUAUAGGAAGAAUGCCAAGCACAAAUUGAAACUGAAUAACUUUUUGUAAUCAAAUGCAACAAGAAACUGAAACUGAAAUGGAAACGAAAUCGCAGAAAACCAAUACAAUUGUUAAACAUUUUUCUUGCUCAACGUAGUUAACAUAACAAUAGAAGGAUGUGAUGAUUGAAGGGAGAGAGAGGGAAACGUUAAUAUCGCAUAGAGUAAACCCAAGUACCUUAUAAAUGUAUAUGAUUUUGCUUAUAGUUUUAAAGCCAUAACAGAAAUACAAUGAAGUGCUUAUUUAUUUAAACAAAACAAUUUCAUUUUGUAUGACUUACAAAAAAAAAAAACAAAAA